Bursaphelenchus xylophilus (pine wood nematode) is the source of this 336-nucleotide messenger RNA. The record is from the annotation of a GenBank genome assembly. NCBI's taxonomy places the organism in Eukaryota, Metazoa, Nematoda, Chromadorea, Rhabditida, Aphelenchoididae.
AUGGCUACUAUGGCGGCCAGAGAGGCCGUCCGAGGGACUGAACAACUUCUACGACAAACGGCCGAUGCCCUCAGGGGGUUACAAGGUAGUCUACUUUAAUGUCAAGAUUUGUUCAAUUUUUGACGCGUGAAGAUAAAAUGAUUGCAACAAUCUCUAAUUACGACAUUUCCAGGUCAAUCCAACCCCUACCUCCAACGGAAUACUCAGAAUAUUCAAAAUGCCCGAGGCGGUAAUGUCCGAAUAAUUGUCGAUGGCAACGUGGUUUAUGAUGGCCCAGCAAACGGAAGAUACGACAUGUACACUCGAAAUGGCAAGCAUAUCGAGAUUUAUUACUAA